Messenger RNA from Aspergillus ibericus CBS 121593, 789 nucleotides. RefSeq names its product putative 2-haloalkanoic acid dehalogenase. The record is from RefSeq and is a predicted model, not a curated record. NCBI's taxonomy places the organism in Eukaryota, Fungi, Ascomycota, Eurotiomycetes, Eurotiales, Aspergillaceae. The transcript has a single exon. Bases 64 to 789 code for a protein of 241 amino acids.
GAUCCCCCACCACUUCCAGCACUUCCCCCUCCCAGCGAUUCCAUCUCCAAAAAACCAUCCACCAUGCCCAACCACGUGGUCUUUGACGUCGUCGGCACGUGCGUCUCCUUCGACGCCUUCUACCAGACCAUCGAAACGACCCUCGGCUCGCAACUCCGCGCCCACAACCUCACCGCCCAAACCCUCGGUUUCACCUGGAUGACCAACGCAGAACUACAAUUCACCUUCCUCUCCAUCUCGGAAAGCUAUAAACCCUAUAAACUCAUCCUCACGGAACUGUUCUACCAAACCCUCCACAUGAUUGGCAUUGCCGAUCCCCAUGCGUUCGCCACCAUGGAACAGCGCGAUCUCUGCGUGGAGGGCUACGCCGCGCUCGAACUCCGCCCCGGCACCCGGGACUGUUUCGCACAGCUCCGCGCCGCAGGAUUCACGGUGUGGUGUCUCACCACGGGGGAUACAGCACGGGUACGCGGCUAUUUCGAACGCGCGGGGGUCGAUAUGCCAUUGGAGAACUUUAUCAGUUGUGAUACGACGGGGGUGGCGAAGCCGGCGUUGGCUGCGUAUCGACCUGCAUUGGACAAAUUGGAGCCGUUGGGCGGGGAGAAGUGGUUUGCCGCGGCGCAUUUAUGGGAUGUUGCGGCGGCCACGAAGGUCGGGUUCCGCGGGGCGUAUUGUACGGUGUAUGAGCGGGAGGGGGCGUUUGGGGUGUUUGAGGCGGGGUUGGAGUUGGUGGAGGGGAGUUUGGAGGGGAUGGCGGGGGGGAUUAUUCGGAUGUCUAAUGUGCAGUAA